CGAGAGGUGGGGCGGGUGGUUGGUUCCGAACCUCUCUCUCAUCUCUUUUUAUCUCUCUCUCUCUCACACAAACUCAAUCCUCACCACAUUUCCACAUUCUCCACAAACGCCUCUCUCUCUCUCUCUCUCUCUCUCACUCUCUCCCUCUCAGCUGCUUCACUCCUCCAAUGGCGGCGUUGCAGUCACUGGCUCCUGUUCCUCAGCUGCUUCACUCCUCCAAUGGCCGCUCCCCGAUGAAAGGACUCUUUCUCGUCGAUUUUGUCGGCUACUGCAAAUCAAAGAGGACUCGCCGUAAAUUCAACGGAGCAUCCCAGCCUCUACGGACAAGCUUCCCUCAAUUCGUUUCCAAAGCCGUGCUCGACCUUGGACCCUCCUCUACCGAUCACUCAACUCCUCCUCCUCCUCCUCCUACUACGACUUCCAAACCUCAGGUUGCGGACCUGAAAGAUAUAAUAUCAGAAAGAGGAGCUUGCGGAGUUGGAUUCAUUGCCAAUCUGGACAACAAAGCAUCUCAUGGCAUUGUUAAGGAUGCUCUUACAGCUCUUGGCUGCAUGGAACAUCGUGGAGGCUGUGGAGCAGAUAAUGACUCUGGUGAUGGUUCAGGAUUGAUGAGUUCAAUCCCAUGGGAUCUAUUUAACAAUUGGGCUGACAAGCAAGGGAUUGCAUCGUUUGACAAGUUACACACUGGUGUUGGAAUGAUUUUCCUCCCCAAAGAGGACAACCUUAUGAAAGAAGCCAAAAAAGCUAUUGUGAAUAUUUUUAAACAAGAGGGUCUUGAAGUGCUUGGGUGGAGACCUGUUCCAGUGAAUACAGCUAUAGUUGGUUUCUAUGCAAAAGAAACAAUGCCCAGCAUACAACAGGUAUUCGUCAAAGUUGUUAAAGAGGAAAAAGUUGACAACAUUGAGCGAGAACUGUACAUAUGCCGGAAGUUAAUCGAAAGAGCAGCAAGCUCAGAAAGUUGGGGCAGUGAUCUUUAUUUCUGUUCUUUGUCCAAUCAAACAAUAGUUUACAAAGGAAUGCUACGCUCAGAAGUUCUUGGUUUAUUUUAUUCUGACCUCCAAAGUGACCUUUAUAAAUCCGCUUUUGCCAUCUAUCAUCGAAGGUAUAGCACAAAUACCACUCCUAGAUGGCCCCUUGCACAACCAAUGAGGUUACUUGGUCACAACGGAGAGAUCAACACCAUACAGGGGAACUUGAACUGGAUGCAAUCACGUGAAGCCUCACUGAAGUCACCUGUAUGGCAUGAUCGUGAAAAUGAACUUCGUCCAUAUGGCAAUCCAAAGGGUUCAGACUCUGCGAAUCUUGACAGUGCGGCUGAAUUCUUACUAAGAAGUGGCCGGACUGCUGAGGAGGCUCUGAUGAUUCUUGUCCCUGAGGGAUACAAAAAUCAUCCAACUCUGAUGAUUAACUAUCCAGAGGUGGUUGAUUUUUAUGAUUAUUACAAGGGUCAGAUGGAGGCUUGGGAUGGACCUGCUUUAUUGUUAUUCAGUGAUGGAAAAACAGUUGGGGCAUGUCUUGAUCGUAAUGGACUUCGGCCUGCUAGAUAUUGGCGGACAUCUGAUAACGUUGUUUAUGUCGCAUCUGAGGUUGGGGUUCUUCCAGUGGAUGAUUCAAAAGUUACAAUGAAAGGUCGUCUAGGUCCUGGAAUGAUGAUAUCUGUUGACUUACUAAGUGGUCAGGUUUAUGAGAACACAGAAGUUAAGAAGCGAGUGGCUUUGUCAAAUCCAUAUGGAAAGUGGGUGCAGGAAAACAUGCGGACCUUAAAGGCUGUGAACUUCCUUUCAUCCACAAUCGCGGACAAUGAUGCAAUACUGAGACGGCAACAGGCAUUUGGUUACUCGAGUGAGGAUGUCCAAAUGGUUAUCGAGACAAUGGCUUCACAGGGGAAGGAGCCUACAUUUUGCAUGGGUGAUGAUAUUCCAUUGGCGAUUUUAUCUCAGAGACCACAUAUGCUAUAUGACUAUUUCAAGCAACGGUUUGCGCAGGUUACAAAUCCAGCCAUUGAUCCUCUAAGAGAAGGGUUAGUUAUGUCUCUUGAAGUCAACAUUGGAGAGCGACGAAAUAUUUUGGAGGUUGGACCUGAAAAUGCAUCGCAGGUUAUCUUGUCAAGUCCUGUGCUCAAUGAAGGAGAACUUGAGUCAUUGCUUAAGGAUGCUCAGCUAAAACCCCAAGUUUUACCUACAUUUUUUGAUAUUCAUAAAGGGGUCGAUGGUUCCUUGGAAAAAACGCUGUAUAAGCUUUGUGAAGCUGCUGAUGAUGCUGUUCAAAAUGGUUGCCAAUUGCUUGUUCUGUCUGACCGGUCUGAUGAGUUGGAAGCAACUCAUCCUGCAAUUCCAAUCCUUCUUGCUGUUGGUGCUGUUCAUCAGCAUCUUAUUCAAAAUGGGUUGAGAAUGUCAGCUUCUAUAAUAGUGGAUACUGCUCAGUGCUUUAGCACUCAUCAAUUUGCCUGUUUGAUUGGAUAUGGUGCAAGUGCUGUGUGUCCAUACUUGGCAUUGGAGACAUGUCGGCAGUGGCGUCUGAGUAAUAAAACAGUAAAUCUAAUGCGGAAUGGGAAGAUGCCUACUGUAACGAUUGAACAGGCUCAAAAGAACUUCUGCAAGGCUGUUACGGCUGGUCUUCUUAAAAUUCUUUCCAAAAUGGGGAUCUCGUUGCUUUCAAGUUAUUGCGGUGCACAGAUUUUUGAGAUUUAUGGAUUGGGGAAGGAGGUUGUUGAUCUUGCAUUUUGUGGGAGUAUAUCAAGUAUUGGUGGAUUAACUUUUGAUGAGCUGGCGAGGGAAACUUUGUCCUUCUGGGUGAAGGCUUUCUCUGAGGAUACAGCUAAACGACUGGAAAAUUUUGGAUUUAUACAAUUCAGACCAGGAGGGGAGUAUCAUGGAAACAACCCAGAGAUGUCGAAAUUGCUACACAAAGCUGUUCGACAGAAGAAUGAAAGUGCCUUUUCUGUUUAUCAGCAGCAUUUAGCUAACCGGCCCGUUAAUGUUCUUCGCGAUCUCAUUGAGUUCAAAAGCGAUCGUGCUCCAAUCCCUGUGGGAAAGGUUGAACCUGCUGUAUCCAUUGUUCAACGAUUCUGCACUGGUGGUAUGUCACUUGGAGCUAUUUCCAGAGAAACUCAUGAGGCUAUAGCCAUUGCAAUGAAUAGAAUAGGUGGAAAGUCCAAUUCUGGAGAAGGUGGUGAGGAUCCUAUUCGCUGGAAACCACUUGCAGAUGUUGUUGAUGGGUAUUCACCGACCCUUCCACAUCUAAAAGGUCUUCAAAAUGGAGAUACUGCUACAAGUGCUAUCAAGCAGGUUGCUUCAGGACGUUUUGGAGUCACUCCAACCUUCUUGGUCAAUGCCGAUCAGCUGGAAAUCAAAAUUGCACAAGGGGCGAAGCCUGGUGAAGGUGGCCAACUGCCUGGUAAAAAAGUUAGUGCAUACAUUGCAAGGUUGAGAAACUCGAAACCUGGGGUUCCACUUAUAUCUCCACCCCCACACCAUGACAUUUAUUCUAUAGAGGAUCUUGCCCAAUUGAUCUAUGACCUUCAUCAGGUGAACCCUAAAGCUAAGGUGUCAGUGAAACUUGUGGCUGAAGCUGGAAUUGGCACUGUUGCUUCUGGGGUCGCAAAGGGUAAUGCUGAUAUCAUACAGAUAUCAGGGCAUGAUGGUGGAACUGGGGCCAGUCCUAUAAGUUCCAUUAAGCAUGCUGGUGGGCCCUGGGAACUAGGACUCACAGAAACACACCAGACACUCAUAGAAAAUGGACUUAGAGAACGAGUCAUUCUUAGAGUUGAUGGUGGCUUUAAAAGCGGAGUUGAUGUUCUAAUGGCUGCAACUAUGGGUGCUGAUGAGUACGGGUUUGGGUCUGUGGCAAUGAUUGCUACAGGUUGUGUUAUGGCCCGCAUUUGCCAUACGAAUAAUUGUCCUGUUGGUGUAGCCAGCCAGAGAGAGGAACUGCGUGCUCGAUUUCCUGGCGUGCCUGGUGAUCUAGUCAACUUUUUUUUGUAUGUUGCCGAAGAGGUAAGAGGCAUGUUGGCACAGUUGGGAUAUGAGAAGUUAGACGAUAUAAUUGGACGGACAGAUUUGUUUAGACCACGAGAUAUAUCUCUAAUGAAAACACAGCAUCUUGAUCUCGGUUAUAUUCUAUCAAAUGUCGGGUUGCCAAAAUGGAGCAGUACCAUGAUCAGGAAUCAGGAUGUUCAUACUAACGGUCCUGUUCUGGAUGAUAUUUUACUUGGAGAUCCAGAGAUAUCAGAUGCAAUUGAGAAUGAAAAAGUGGUUCAGAAGACUGUAAAGAUAUACAAUGUGGAUCGUGCUGUUUGUGGGCGUAUAGCAGGGGUGGUUGCCAAAAAGUACGGUGACACUGGUUUUGCUGGGCAGCUGAACAUAACCUUUACAGGGAGCGCUGGGCAAUCAUUUGGUUGCUUCUUGACUCCUGGGAUGAAUAUUCGACUUGUUGGAGAGGCAAAUGAUUAUGUGGGAAAGAGUAUUUCGGGGGGAGAAUUGGUUGUCACUCCGGCAGAGAAUACGGGAUUUUGCCCUGAGGAUGCAACUAUUGUAGGGAAUACCUGCUUGUAUGGUGCAACUGGGGGUCAAAUCUUUGUUAGAGGGAAAGCCGGAGAGCGAUUUGCUGUAAGAAACUCUCUUGCGCAAGCAGUGGUUGAAGGCGCUGGAGACCACUGUUGUGAAUACAUGACUGGUGGCUGUGUAGUUGUACUUGGAAAAGUGGGUAGAAAUGUUGCUGCUGGAAUGACUGGAGGUCUGGCAUACUUUCUUGAUGAGGACGAUUCUUUCAUCCCCAAGGUAAAUAGGGAGAUUGUGAAGAUCCAAAGAGUCAAUGCUCCUGUGGGGCAGAUGCAGCUAAAGAGCCUUAUUGAAGCCCAUGUUGAAAAAACUGGAAGUGGCAAGGGCUCUGUUAUUCUGAAAGAGUGGGACAAGUACUUGCCACUGUUCUGGCAGCUGGUUCCCCCUAGUGAAGAAGACACUCCAGAGGCGUGUGCAGACUAUGUGAGAACAGCUGCUGGUGAAGUGACUUUGCAGUCUGCUUAGAGUAAUGUUAUCACAGUGCUUUGAGUCAGAUAGAAAACCUAAAAGCUCCAACUCACCCUGUAUAGAUCAUAGAAGAAACGUAAUUGUUAUAUUGGAAAACCCUGUGCUAAUUACACUGGGAUUUGGGAGAGGGCCUUAGCAGAGAUGGUCACCAAAAUAGAAGAGGAACACCAUUCCCCGGGGGACAGUGUAGUGCAGUUGUAUAGUGAGUGAUUGUGGCCUAAAUUGUAAAUUCAAGCUUGUUCAUCAUGUUCUUUUCUAAACAAAGCUUGAUGUUGAAAAUUCAAGCAUGGUGUGAUUGUCAUCCUUAGUUGAUUUCUGUCAAUGAAAGGAAAUUCACUUUGA
Messenger RNA from Rosa rugosa (rugosa rose), 5369 nucleotides. Its product is annotated as ferredoxin-dependent glutamate synthase 1, chloroplastic/mitochondrial. The record is from RefSeq and is a predicted model, not a curated record. The transcript has 33 exons. Gene Ontology annotation, biological process: ammonia assimilation cycle. Lineage: Eukaryota; Viridiplantae; Streptophyta; Magnoliopsida; Rosales; Rosaceae. Bases 168 to 5024 code for a protein of 1618 amino acids. Gene Ontology annotation, molecular function: glutamate synthase (NADH) activity.